Molecule: messenger RNA, 549 nt
Organism: Leptosia nina
Lineage: Eukaryota; Metazoa; Arthropoda; Insecta; Lepidoptera; Pieridae
Source: the annotation of a GenBank genome assembly
AUGACCCAUGCAUACUGUGCGGACGCUUGGCGCAAAUCAAGUAGACGCCAGCGAAUAUGGUACACGGAACAUUUGAUGCCGGCGCUCUUGGCCGCGAAGGAGAAGCAAGUCAGGGAUAUAGACACUCUUAUAGGCAUGACAAAGGAGCUUAUAGAUAUAUACAAUGAGCCAGCAGCGAAAGCAAUCCCUGUGAUUCCUCACGAAGUCGUUCCCAGUGAUGACAUCAGCUUGAUGAAACCUAUAGAACCAGCGGUCUUGGAUCUUCUAUAUGGAAGCACAGAAAAGGGUGCCGCCGAGAGGUACCUCAAGGCUAGGUAUAAGAAAGCACCCGAAGAUAAAUUCUACUUUCGUCUGGCAACCAGCUUUGACUACGGCUGGCAGCAGAAGCACAGUAGGAUGAAACCUCGCGACGUCAACCGCGGUCGCUGUGCUAUACUAAAGGACACCUUCUACAGGAAGAAUAACUUGGCCCCCGAUCCCGUUCACUAUUCGCAGCCGGCUGGUGGUGAAGUGUCUAUAUGCAGCGAAUAUUCUUGUCACUUCAAUUGA